Molecule: messenger RNA, 1020 nt
Organism: Cyphellophora europaea CBS 101466
Lineage: Eukaryota; Fungi; Ascomycota; Eurotiomycetes; Chaetothyriales; Cyphellophoraceae
Exons: 1
Coding region: 1-1020 (339 amino acids)
Biological process (GO): regulation of endocytosis
Cellular component (GO): endosome
Molecular function (GO): GTP binding; GTPase activity
Source: RefSeq, a predicted model, not a curated record
AUGCCCCGCCCACGCGCCACUUCCACCUCCAGCGAGGUCUCCUCCGCCCCCAGCGCCUCUACCGCCCCGCAAGAACUCAGUAGCAUGUACGAUUACCUCGCCAAGAUAAUUCUCCUGGGUCCCUCUGGCUCCGGUAAAUCCUGCCUCCUCCAUCGCUUCGUUAAGUCCGAGUGGCGCGUGCUCUCCAGCCAAACCAUCGGCGUCGAGUUCUCCUCCAAGAUCGUCAAGAUUGGCACCGGUGCCCAGCGUCGGCGCAUCAAGUUGCAGCUGUGGGACACCGCCGGCACAGAGCGUUUUCGAAGUGUGAGUAGGAGCUACUAUCGCGGUGCCGCGGGCGCCAUACUUGUGUACGAUGUUGCGAGCUUGGCGGCCUUCAACGCCCUACCAACGUUCCUGAUGGACGCGCGCAGUCUGGCGAGCCCUGGCUUGACGGUCGUAUUGGCGGGGAACAAGGCUGACCUGGCGGAUCCGACAAAUGCUGCACAUGCGCACGCGCAGCAGAGUACGCCAAGUGUGAAUGGGAGUUGGAAGGACCCGCCGCCCACACCGAGCAGUCUGAGCAGCAAGAGCAGCGCUUACGCAUUGGACAGCGGCACCGGCAGGAGUAGAGGGGACUCGAUCAAUCUAAGCAUGACGGGUACCAAGUGGACGGCCACGCCUGCGGCAGAAGGCAGGGAAGUCAGCCCAGACGUGGCGAGUCGGUGGGCCAGCAAGGCCGGCGUGCCAGCUGUGAUGGAGGUAUCCGCGCUUACCGGAGAGAACGUCGACGAGCUGUUCAACCGACUGGCGCGGAUGAUAUUGACCAAGAUUGAACUGGGCGAAGUCGACCCAGACGAUCCAAACAGCGGCAUCCAAUACGGCGACAUUGGCUGGGACGGGGCCAGCAUCCGCUCCACCACAACGGCCGACGAGGGGACGCUGCGGCGACGAAAGAAACGCUCCAAAGUGCUGUUGAACGGCAUGGACGAGUGGGGCGAGGUGUUUCGCAAGCCGGGCGGUGCACGUCGAGGCUGUUGUUGA